Molecule: messenger RNA, 1109 nt
Organism: Erinaceus europaeus (western European hedgehog)
Lineage: Eukaryota; Metazoa; Chordata; Mammalia; Eulipotyphla; Erinaceidae
Product: olfactory receptor 5L1-like
Exons: 1
Coding region: 1-939 (312 amino acids)
Biological process (GO): sensory perception of smell; G protein-coupled receptor signaling pathway
Cellular component (GO): membrane
Molecular function (GO): olfactory receptor activity; odorant binding; G protein-coupled receptor activity
Source: RefSeq, a predicted model, not a curated record
AUGGGUGAGGGAAAUUGCACUGCUCUGACAGACUUCAUUCUUCUUGGCUUGUCAGACAUCCCUGAAUUGAAAGUCUUGCUCUUCCUGAUAUUUCUUCUCAUCUAUGGAGUCACAGUUUCAGGCAACCUGGGCAUGAUUGCGCUGAUCUGUGUGAGUUCCCGUCUUCACACCCCCAUGUACUUCUUCCUCAGUCACUUAUCCUUUGUGGAUUUCUGCUACUCCACAGUCAUCAUGCCCAAGAUGCUGGCUAAUAUUUUCAAGGAAGGCAAAACGAUUUCCUUCCUGGAGUGCAUGGUGCAGUUCUACCUGUUUUGCACAUGUGUGGUGACUGAAGUCAUCCUGCUGGCGGUGAUGGCUUACGACCGCUUUGUGGCCAUCUGCAACCCUCUGCUCUACAUGGUGGUCAUGUCCCGCCAUCUGUGUGUGGGACUGGUGUCUUGCUGCUACCUCUGCGGGACAGCGUGCUCUCUGAUACACUUGUGCUUGGCUCUUGAGAUCCCGCUGUACAGAUCGAGCGCCAUCAACCACUUCUUCUGCGACCUGCCCCCUCUCCUGGCUCUCGCUUGUUCUGAUGUCAGGAAGAACGAGCUGCUGCUCUACAUCGUGGCCUCUUUCAACGAGAUGAGCACCAUCGUCGUCAUCCUGGCCUCCUACUCGUUCAUUCUCAUCACCGUCCUGAGGAUGCCCUCUGCGGAGGGCAGGCGCAAAGCCUUUUCCACCUGUGCCUCCCACCUCACUGCCAUCCUUGUCUUCCACGGGACCAUCCUUUUCAUCUACUGCCGGCCCAGCUCUGGCGACAUGACGACGGAUACUGACAAGGUGGCCACGGUGUUCUACACGGUAGUGAUCCCCAUGCUGAACCCCCUGAUCUACAGUCUGCGGAACAAAGAUGUGAAAGAAGCUCUCGGGAAAGUGCUGACCUCCAAGCUAUUUUCAUAGGUUGAUCUUUCUUUUCUAUUUUUCUUUUUCUUUCUUUCUUUCUUUCUUUCUUUCUUUCUUUCUUUCUUUCUUCCUUCCUUUCUUUCUUAAAAAAAAAACUACUUUAAUAAUGAUUAACAGGAUGGUAGGAUAAGAGGGGUACAAUUUCACACAAUUCUCACCACCAGAGU